UUUCGUCAGCUGUUCACGUCUAUCUGUGUCACUCCCUUAACAACCCCUUUUUCUUAUUAGUUCUCUUCUCUCUGUCUCUUUCUCUUUCUCUUCCUCUUCCUCUGACUCAAUUCCUUCUUUCAUUCUCUUCUUUUAUCGUUUUCUUCACUUGGAUCUCUCUGUUCUUUCUUUCUCAUUUGUUAUCUCUCCGAUGCUAAUCAGAUCUGUGAGAAAAUUUUUUGCACCUUCUCAUGUCUAGACUUUGACUGAGUGCUGAUCAGCUACAGCAGCGGAGCAGUGUUGCAAGAUGGGACAGUGUUACGGCAAGACUAAUCCAACUAACGAGAAUGAUGGAACCACCACCAUAGUUGCCACCGGCAAUCCCAACCAGACGCCCUUGCGACCAUCAACUCCGCGUAAUGGAGCCGUUCGCGUCCCGUCAGUCAAGAACACGCCGGCCAGGUCCUCCAACCCGAGCCCCUGGCCCAGCCCCUAUCCGCAUGGAGUUUCUGCAAGUCCACUGCCAGGAGGUGUCUCGCCGUCUCCGGCGAGGGCCUCGACGCCGAGGAGGUUCUUCCGGCGGCCGUUCCCGCCUCCUUCGCCAGCUAAGCACAUAGCUGCUUCGCUGGCUAAGCGUCUUGGUGGUGCGAAGCCCAAGGAAGGGCCAAUUCCUGAACACGGUGGCAUGGAGCCGGAGCAGCAGCAGCAGCAGUCUCUGGAUAAGAGCUUUGGUUACAGCAAGAAUUUCGGAGCUAAGUACGAGCUGGGGAAGGAGGUAGGGAGAGGGCAUUUUGGUCAUACUUGCUCUGCUAGAGUGAAAAAAGGGGAGUUCAAAGAUCAGCCUGUUGCUGUGAAGAUCAUAUCCAAAGCCAAGAUGACAACAGCAAUAUCAAUUGAAGAUGUUCGUAGGGAGGUAAAAAUAUUGAAAGCAUUAUCAGGGCAUAAGCAUCUUGUCAAAUAUUAUGAUGCAUGCGAGGAUGCUAAUAAUGUGUACAUAGUCAUGGAAUUGUGUGAGGGUGGCGAGCUGUUAGACAAAAUUUUAGCAAGAGGAGGAAGGUACACAGAGGAAGAUGCAAAAGCUAUAGUUGUGCAAAUCCUUUCAGUGGUGUCAUUUUGUCAUCUUCAAGGCGUUGUACAUCGUGACCUAAAGCCAGAGAAUUUCCUUUUCACUUCGAGGGAUGAUGAUGCUGAUAUGAAGCUUAUUGAUUUUGGUCUUUCUGACUUUAUCCGGCCAGAUGAAAGACUUAAUGAUAUUGUUGGAAGUGCAUACUAUGUUGCACCUGAAGUCCUUCAUAGAUCUUACAGUCUGGAGGCAGAUAUAUGGAGCAUUGGUGUUAUUUCCUAUAUUUUAUUAUGUGGAAGCCGGCCUUUCUGGGCACGGACAGAAUCAGGAAUUUUCCGUGCAGUGCUGAGAUCUGAUCCCAACUUUGAUGAUUUACCCUGGCCUUCUGUCACUCCAGAGGCCAAGGAUUUUGUUAAGAGGCUCCUGAACAAGGAUUACAGGAAAAGGAUGACUGCAGUCCAGGCUCUAACUCAUCCAUGGUUGCGGGAUGAUAGUCGUCCUAUACCUCUAGACAUAUUGGUCUAUAAACUAGUAAAAGCAUACCUGCAUGCUACACCUUUCAAACGUGCAGCAUUAAAGGCUCUUUCAAAAGCGUUGCCUGAGGAUGAGCUUGUAUAUCUUGGAGCUCAAUUCAGGCUGUUGGAACCAAAUAGAGAUGGAAGUGUCACUGUUGACAACUUCAGAAUGGCUCUAGCACGCCAUGCAACUGAUGCCAUGAGGGAAAUGAGGAUUCCUGAUAUUCUUAACACGAUGGAGUCCCUUGCUUACAGGAAAAUGCACUUUGAUGAGUUCUGUGCAGCUGCAAUCAGCACAUAUCAAUUAGAGGCACUUGAGGGGUGGGAUCAAAUUGCCUCAACUGCAUUUGAGCAUUUUGAAAGGGAGGGUAACAGGGUCAUCUCUAUUGAAGAACUGGCUAGAGAAUUGAAUGUUGGCCCUUCAGCUUAUUCAUUCAUCAAAGAUUGGAUCAGAAACUCGGAUGGAAAGCUUAGUUUACUUGGAUAUACGAAAUUUUUACAUGGUGUGACUCUCCGUAGCUCAAAUACAAGACAUCAUUAGGUUAUAACCUUUUACAUAUAGGUUUUUCUUUUUGCUUAAAUUUAUAAUUUCUCCCAAAUUUGUAGCAUUUGGAGGACUUGGGGGGGGGGGGGGGGGUUGGGUUGGGGUACAGAAAAAUGUGCAUAAAUGAAUGUGUUGGUGAAGUCAGAUCUUGAGAUUUCCUUGACGCGUCCCAAUUUUUUCAAAUUUAUGUGUUGGGAUUGGGAGUUGUUGCUUCAUUUAUCUAAGAAGAGCAAUGAUCCCCACACUAACAAUUAUUUUUUAGUAAAGAUUGCUACCAUACCAUAUAUCAGUACAAACGAGGGCCUAUCUUUCCUCACUAGUUAGUGGUGCCUACUGCCUAGGCAUCGUCUGAUUUCUGGAAUUAGACAGCUUUUACAAAGUGAAGCUUGAAUGUUUUGCUUCAAUUUUUAUUUGUUAAUUUAUUUUUCCCUG
Manihot esculenta (cassava) is the source of this 2533-nucleotide messenger RNA. Its product is annotated as CDPK-related kinase 3. Gene Ontology annotation, biological process: intracellular signal transduction; protein autophosphorylation; peptidyl-serine phosphorylation. The record is from RefSeq and is a predicted model, not a curated record. Bases 287 to 2098 code for a protein of 603 amino acids. Gene Ontology annotation, molecular function: ATP binding; calcium-dependent protein serine/threonine kinase activity; calcium/calmodulin-dependent protein kinase activity. Gene Ontology annotation, cellular component: nucleus; cytoplasm. The transcript is spliced from 11 exons. NCBI's taxonomy places the organism in Eukaryota, Viridiplantae, Streptophyta, Magnoliopsida, Malpighiales, Euphorbiaceae.